GCGCUCAGCUCUACCCGGCCUUAGCAGAGGCGGGCCGGUUCUCCACUAAAAAGUGUUAGCGCCAACCGCGUCCAGCUCAGGCGUCGCGAGGCUGAGCUUUUUGUGACCGACCUUCGUCGCAUCAGCACUCAAUAACCUCACCUCUGCAUCAACCAACCUUUUAUAACCUGGCUCUCUCAAACAUCAAUCUCCACGCGAACGACAUAAGAGCGGCGACAUGACGUAGCGAGUUAUCGACCCAUACCUUCGGCGCGCCGCAUACGAGUACCAGUCCCAGUUCCUCGACCCCAGCGACACAAUGAAAUGCACGUUCUUUCAGCAAGGGAGGUGCAGAUUUGGCAACCAGUGCAAGAACGAGCAUGAUCAAGACUCGAGCCGCCAGACGCAGAACCGAGGAAAUCCAUUCAGCCCCCUCGGAAACGAUGCCAACCAAGACAAGUACGCCAAGUACAGAAUCAAUCACGAAAACGUACGCGUAGACCUCCAACAAGAAUCGCCGUCAUGGAUUCUCUCCGCGUACGGUCCCGGCCGCGAUGCGCCAGAACAAUUAUUCGGAGGAUACCCGCGCGAGCAGAGCUUCGAGGAGCUGAGGCUUCAUUACUACGUCUCGGAGGCCAAUGGGCAGGGCCAGGCUGCGAUCCAACAAGCUCAGGAGCUUUAUAAGAAUGCUGAGGAACAGAUGAAGACGGCAGCAACCAAUAUCACCGAAGCCUGCAACUUUAUUGUCGCGGCAGAGGACAAACACCCCAAUCGACACGACAUCUGCCAGCAAUUCUCCACGGGCGCCCCAUUCGGCGUCUUUGAGGUCGGCAAACAAAGGGCCGCCAAUGCAGGGGGCCAAGCUCCCGUCAACCCCUUUGCGACUGGAAAUGCGCCGCCUUCUAGUUUCGGCGCAGCAGGCGCACAAGCAGGGGCCUCUCCCUUUGCAACCACAGGCAAUGCACCCGCCGGAUCGUCAGGCAGUGGCUUUGGGCAGACAUCGUCACUAGGUCAGCAGGCGAAUCCGUUUGGGUCUGCUUCUGGAGGGAGCACCUUUGGACAGCCAAGUCAAUCCACAUCGACAUUCGGACAGCCGUCCCAGCUGGGUGCUAAGGUCAACCCUUUUGCUGGCGCAGCUCCAGCCAGUAGGUUUGGGCAGGCAUCUGCGCCUCCAGCGACGGGCGCCUCAGGAUUCGGACAGCCGAGUCAACUUGGCGCACAGCCUAGUCCUUUCGCUGCUGCGUCGGGAAGUACCUUCGGCCAGCCAUCACAGCAGGCGAACCAAGCGUCGCCUUUUGGUCAAGCGUCCGCGCCACCAGCAGCACAAGCGUCACCCUUUGGACAGGCGUCCACGACACCGGCCUCGUCGCCGUUUGGGCAAACAAAUCAAGCAAAUGCCGGCGGCUCCGGGUUUGGCCAAGUUGGUCAACUCGGCGCCAAGGUGAACCCCUUUGCGCCCACGUCAACGGCGCCCGCCACAAAUACAGCGCCUAGCCCAUUUGCGACAACGACGAGUCAGCAGCCUCAGGACCAGAACAGGGUGAAUCCCUUUGGUCAAGCAUCAAGCCAGCAGACCGCUGCGAAUCCGUUCGCCGCUACUUCGAGCAAUCAGGCCAGCAAUACCCCCUUUGGCCAGCCUUCACAACUGGGUGCCAAGCCCAGCCCCUUUGCCGCUACAACCACCCAGACCAAUACCAACAAUAAUGCCAUCAACCCGUUCAGCUCACAAGCUUCAACCGGAGCCUCAGCUGCCGCUCAACCCGCCACGACCACUGCUCCAGCAAACCCCUAUCCACCCGGUAGUGCCAGGCAACAUCCACCGCUGGAGAGCUACACCACCAAGACAGCCACCGGCCGUCUCAACACAUUCCGCAACAACCAGGUCACGUACAAUGAGCAGAACCAGCCAGGCUAUGUGACGCCCAGUGGUGCGUGGACGAAGAUCUGGUUUCCCGACGGUCCGCCUGGCUUCAACAAGGAUACGAUGCUUGACAUGGAGGCGUACGACGAGGACAGCAAGAAGCAGUGGAAGGCAUUUGCGGAAACGGGCGAGUUCGAGGGAGGCGUUAUGCCCGAGCUGCCGCCACCGCGUGAUUGCGUACUGUGGAAUUUCUAGAUUAGGAUGCGACUGGCGUUACGUGCGGAACCAUUCAUGAACAUUGCAGGAAAGGCAUGUAUAUCACAAUUGAACAAGAACACACAAAUCGCACCAAAUGCGUCUUUGAAUUUUUUAUUUUCU
Messenger RNA from Emericellopsis atlantica, 2218 nucleotides. RefSeq lists its product as uncharacterized. Bases 299 to 2095 code for a protein of 598 amino acids. Lineage: Eukaryota; Fungi; Ascomycota; Sordariomycetes; Hypocreales; Bionectriaceae. The record is from RefSeq and is a predicted model, not a curated record. Gene Ontology annotation, molecular function: metal ion binding. The transcript has 4 exons.